Molecule: messenger RNA, 2274 nt
Organism: Arabis nemorensis
Lineage: Eukaryota; Viridiplantae; Streptophyta; Magnoliopsida; Brassicales; Brassicaceae
Source: the annotation of a GenBank genome assembly
AUGAUUGUUCACAAAAUGGCGUUCUUGGCCGCUAUUCUCAUAUUCUUUUUGACAAGCAGCGUUCCCGUUCACAGCCGCGAAACGUUUGCUUGCGAUACAAAAGACGCAGCAACAAAAACGCUGAGAUUCUGCCAGCUGUCAGUUCCGAUACCGGAGAGAGUGAGGGAUUUGAUCGGACGGCUAACGUUGGCCGAGAAAGUGAGCUUGUUAGGUAACACUGCGACGGCGAUUCCACGGUUAGGAAUCAAAGGUUACGAGUGGUGGUCGGAAGCAUUACAUGGCGUUUCAAAUGUGGGUCCCGGUACAAAGUUCGGUGGGGUCUACCCUGCAGCCACCAGUUUCCCUCAAGUCAUCACAACCGUUGCUUCUUUCAAUGCCUCCUUGUGGGAAUCCAUCGGACGGGUUGUGUCAAAUGAGGCCAGGGCCAUGUAUAACGGUGGAGUUGGUGGGCUUACUUACUGGAGCCCAAACGUUAACAUAUUGCGGGACCCACGCUGGGGACGUGGACAGGAAACUCCCGGUGAAGAUCCAGUCGUAGCCGGUAAAUACGCCGCGAGCUACGUACGAGGUUUACAGGGAAACGACCGUAGCCGGUUGAAAGUCGCCGCUUGUUGCAAACAUUUCACCGCUUACGAUCUCGAUAACUGGAACGGCGUAAGCAAGCAAGAUAUAGAAGACACGUACGACGUUCCGUUCCGUAUGUGUGUGAAAGAAGGAAACGUUGCGAGCAUUAUGUGUUCUUACAACCAAGUUAACGGCGUUCCGACAUGUGCCGAUCCUAAUCUCCUGAAGAAGACCAUACGCAACCAAUGGGGUCUAAACGGAUACAUCGUCUCCGAUUGUGAUUCUGUUGGUGUUCUGUACGAUACACAACAUUACACUGGUACUCCUGAAGAAGCAGCUGCCAAAUCCAUCAAAGCUGGCUUGGAUUUGGAUUGUGGGCCAUUUCUAGGAGCCCAUACAAUAGAUGCGGUGAAGAAAAACCUAUUGCGUGAGUCAGACAUCGACAAUGCCGUAGUCAAUACGUUAACAGUACAAAUGAGACUAGGUAUGUUCGAUGGUGAUAUAGUGGCUCAACCGUACGGACACCUUGGACCGGCACAUGUCUGUACACCGGUUCACAAAGGACUAGCUCUCGAAGCAGCACAUCAAGGAAUCGUCCUUCUCAAGAAUCGCGGCCCGUCUCUACCUCUCUCGCGACUCCAUCACCGAACCGUCGCUGUAAUCGGACCGAAUUCCGACGCGACAGUCGCAAUGAUUGGUAAUUACGCAGGGAUUGCUUGUGGAUAUACCAGUCCGGUUCAAGGAAUAGCAGGUUAUGCACGAACGGUUCACAAUGAGGGUUGCGCGGACGUGCAUUGCAUCGACGAUAGAUUGUUCGAUGGCGCGGUUGAAGCGGCCCGUGGAGCUGAUGCAACGGUUCUUGUGAUGGGUUUGGAUCAAUCUAUUGAAGCUGAGUUUAAAGACAGAAACAGUUUGCUUUUACCUGGGAAACAACAAGAGCUUAUCUCUAGAGUUGCUCGGGCCUCUAAAGGCCCAGUUAUUCUAGUCUUGAUGUCUGGUGGGCCUAUAGAUGUAUCUUUCGCAGAGAAAGAUCCGAAGGUUUCGGCUAUUGUUUGGGCCGGGUAUCCGGGUCAGGAAGGCGGAACGGCAAUCGCCGAUAUAUUAUUCGGCAGUGCUAAUCCCGGAGGAAAGCUCCCGAUGACUUGGUAUCCGCAAGAUUAUUUGACGAAUUUACCGAUGACGGAAAUGUCGAUGAGACCGAUCAAAUCGAAGCAGAUUCCGGGUCGGACUUACCGGUUUUAUGAUGGUCCGGUUGUUUACCCGUUCGGACAUGGUUUGAGUUACACGCGCUUCACUCACAGCAUCGCCGACGCGCCUAAAGUGAUACCUAUAGCUGUUCGUGGUAGAAACGGUACCGUUUCAGGGGCCAUACGUGUAACGCACGCUAGGUGUAACCGUCUCUCACUCGGAGUCCACGUGGAUAUUACGAACGUAGGAUCGAGAGAUGGGACCCAUACCAUGCUUGUUUUCUCAGCUCCGCCAGGUGGAGAGUGGGCCCCGAAAAAACAGUUGGUUGCUUUUGAGAGAGUACACGUGGCGGCUGGUGAGAAGAAGCGUGUGCAAGUGAAUAUACACGUGUGUAAGUAUUUAAGUGUAGUGGAUCGUGCUGGGAUCCGAAGGAUUCCGAUUGGUGAUCAUGGGAUUCAUAUUGGAGAUGAGACUCAUACAGUGUCGCUUCAUGCUUCCACUCUUGGAGUCAUCAAGUCUUGA